Molecule: messenger RNA, 3753 nt
Organism: Hyaloscypha bicolor E
Lineage: Eukaryota; Fungi; Ascomycota; Leotiomycetes; Helotiales; Hyaloscyphaceae
Exons: 9
Coding region: 405-3614 (1069 amino acids)
Source: RefSeq, a predicted model, not a curated record
CGAAAUUGAUGGAGACCCCGAUCGACCUCAUCCUGGCUGGGGAGAGGAGCCUACAGCUCAUCCUGACCCUCCUUGACGGAGAGUUCUGUGUGGUGUGAUGUAAGACCACGCUUUCUGGCCUGGAGCAUAGCUAUGAACGUGCAAUGAGGGGCUUUCAGUUCCUGCAGCUACCCACAUGACGUAGCUAUUCGUUUUACUUUCGGUACUGAGCAAGAAGUUUUGAGCUCCCUCAUAUAACCACAUCUCUCCUGAGGAUCCUUUUCAGAAAUUAAAUCGCACCCUCAAACAAAAAUAUACCCGUGCGUCUUUGAACAAAGCCCAAAUCGCAAUAUCAAAGCAAAAUCAUAGAAUACAUUUCCGCUGGUCUCCAUACUGUCCUAUCACUGUUAAAGCACAUCGCCAACAUGGCAGAUAUCGCGCAAAGACCAAUGCAGCAGAACUUGCCAAGGCAGUCCAAACAAAGCAGCCUGGCUGGUUCUCCCCAAGCUGCCAAAAAGAAGGCAACCGAAGCUGCAGCACCAGCGUCAAGUCAUAUCGAUGAUGUUCGAAGCCAGACUCACGAGGCAACUGAUAACGGAACACAAAAUGUUGACGAACUCGAGACGGUCGAUGAUGAGGAGGAAGGAACUGAAGCUGCGGGCAGCGUUGACGAAGAGGGACGAGUUGUAGAUGAAACAGGAAAGGUUGUUGGACAUGUCACUGGCGAAAAAGCUAAACAGCUAAAAGGAUCCAUGGUGGAUAAAGAAGGUGACGUCUUAGAUGCCGAGGGCAACGUGAUCGGAAAAGCCGAUUUGAUCGCUGAAGCUAUUGGUGGCUUGGAAUCCGAGAAGCCUGAUGUCGAAGCACCUGAACUCGAGGCACCAUUCGGCGUACAGGACAACGGCGAGAUCACAAAUGCGACAGGUACCGUGAUUGGGAAACUCGCAGAAGGAGAACCCCGGGAGCUUGUAGGGACCUCGAUCAAGGAAAUUGACGCUGAAGGCAACUUGAAGGGUGAAAGUGGAAGCACCAUUGGCAAAGCAGAAAUCACACCUGACGUGCUUGAAAAGGCCGAAGGAGCUGGCUCUGAACUCGGCUCAAAACUGCCUGAAGAUGCCAAGUCUAGAGUCGAAGGCGUUGAAGGGGAGCUCCCCGAAGGUGAAGAAGCUAAGGACAAAGUAGAAGGUGUAGAGGGCGAACUUCCCGAGGGCGAAGACGUCAAGGACAAAGUCGAGGGUACCGACGGUGAACUUCUAGAGGGCGAAGAAGCCAAGGACAAAGUGGAGGGUCUUGGAAGUGAAGUUCCCGAGGAUGCCAAAUCAAAAGUCGAAGGUGUCGAGGGCGAACUACCUGAGGGCGAAGAGGCCAAGGAAAAAGUGGAGGGUCUCGAAGGUGAAGUUCCCGAGGAUGCCAAGUCAAAAGUCGAGGGUGUCGAGGGCGAGCUUCCCGAGGGCGAAGUUCCAGACCUGUCAAUCCUGAAAGGAAAGACCGUAAACAAGCUCGGGAAGAUCGUGUCUGAAGACGGAACUCCGUUCGGUGUUCUCGUAGAGGGCGAUCCCAAGAAGCUACUCGGCAAGAAGGUUGACGAUAAAGGUUGUAUCUGGGACGAUACCGGCAAGGUCAUUGGAAAGGCAGAAUUGUUGCCAGAGACGGACCGUGAAGCCGAGCCGUCUGCACCUUUUGAAGACUUCCCAGAUGCCGUCCUCGACAAAUCGGGUAAUGUCAUGUUCGAAGGCCGAAUUGUGGGCAAGCUCAUCGAGGGCGAGGCCAAGAAGUUGGAGGGCAAGAAAGUUGACGCCGAUGGAGAUGUCUUGGAUAAGAACGGCAACGUCCUGGGGAAGGCUGAGCGUUACCAAGAAGAGGACGCUCCAGAGGAGGUCCCAGAGGAAGUUGAGGAUCUCUCCGCCAUGGAAGGGAUGAAGGUUAACAAGGCCGGAAAUGUCGUCGAUGAUAACGGCAAGCUUUUCGGUCGCGUUGUGUCCGGCGCCCUAGCCAAGCUCAUCGGCAAGAAGGUCGACAAGGAUGGCAAGAUCUGGUCCGAAUCGGGCAAAGUCAUCGGCACCGCAGAACUUAUUCCUGUCGACGAAAGAGACGAGAUCACAGGAAAGCCAUUCGAAGAUUUCCCAGACGCAGUUAUCAACAAGGAGGGUCACGUCAUCUACGAAGGCCAGAUUGUUGGCAAAUUGGUCGAGGGAGACGCGAAAAAGCUCAUCGGGAAGAAGAUCGACCCAGACGGAGAGGUCGUCGAUAGGGUUGGCAACGUACUUGGCAAGGCCGAAAGAUGGGAUGGACCUGAAGAGGAGGCCGUCCCUGAGCCAGAGAAAAUUGACAUGUCGGCUCUGGCCGGUAAGCGCGUCAACAAGGUCGGCAACGUCGUGGAUUCCCACGGUGAAAUCUAUGGUCGCCUGGUCGAGGGAGAUCCCAAGAAACUUGCAGGUAAGAUGUGCGACAAGGAUGGCAAUGUCUGGAGUGAAGGCGGAAACAUCGUUGGUCGUGCUGAACUUGUUCCUGAGAGCGAGAGAGCGGGCCAGAAGGAAGGUCCAUUCGCUGGAUUCGACUCCCCGAAAGUCACCAAGGACGGAUUGGUCGCUGACUCAAAUGGCGUUACGAUCGGUCGUCUCAUACAGGGCGACGGAAAACAACUCUAUGGCAAGGAGGUUGAUGAUGAUGGAGAUGUAUUGGACAAAAAUGGCAACACAAUCGGUCGUGCUGAGAGAUGGGAGCCAGAAGAGAAACAGAAGGCACACAACCCUGUCGCUGGCCGAAAGGUCAACCGCGAGGGCAAUGUCGUUGACGAAGAUGGAGAUGUGAUCGCAAAAUUGACAGACGGCGACAUCACAAAGUGUGCUGGCAAGGAGAUUGACGAAGAUGGCGACGUCUAUAAUCUCAAAAACCAAGUCAUCGGCCACGUAACUCUCCUCGAGGACAUCCCGCCUGAGCCUGAGGCAGAGCCAGAGCCAGAGCCAGAGCCAGAGCCAGAGCCAACAGAGUCUCCCGAGGAGAUUGCAGAGCGCAAACAACUUGAAAUGGAUAAGAAGCUCGCUGGCCAAUUGGCUAUGUGUAUUCAACAAUCUCUUGAUAAGAUCAACCCCAUCUUGAAGAUGAUCACAGAGGCUAUCGACGCCGCCGAGCGUCAACCAAAAGAGGAGCUCGACGAGCAGAAAUUGGUCGAUACCGUCAAGCCACUCAUCGAGCAAGGCGGUCUAAUCUUGACUGAAGCAAACGGUGUUAUCCGUGGCCUUGAUCCCGAUGGACGCAUCCAAGCCAACGCCAAGCACAAGACAGCUGCCAGAGAAGCCACCCCAGAAGAGUACCGUCUCGCUGAAGUCCUCAAGGAGCUGGCUGGAAACGUUACUCAAACCAUUGACAAUGCUAAGAAGAAGAUCGCGGGCAUGCCUCAUGCCAAGAAGGAGUUGAAUCCUCUGUGGAACUUGUUGGCUGAACCACUUGGUCAGAUUAUCGCAGCUGUUGGUUUGCUCCUCAGCGGUGUGUUGGGUCUUGUUGGUAGACUUCUGGCUGGCCUCGGUCUCGGUGGUCUCCUUGACAACCUCUUGGGUGGUCUUGGUCUCAAAGGCAUUCUCAAAGGUCUUGGUCUUGGAAUGGUCACGGAAUCACUCACUGGAAAGAAGAACUAAAAAGGUUGCGAUUGUAUGACUUAUGAAUUGUUCACUGUAAUGUUAGCUUGGGAAUUGGUUGAAAAUUGGAUCGUGCUUGUAUGUAGUUUAGUUUAGUUUGGGUUUAAUGGAUGCCUUCAAUGGGAUGUCUUGUGCCAAG